Messenger RNA from Phytophthora infestans T30-4, 219 nucleotides. RefSeq lists its product as uncharacterized. Bases 1 to 219 code for a protein of 72 amino acids. The record is from RefSeq and is a predicted model, not a curated record. The transcript has a single exon. Lineage: Eukaryota; Oomycota; Peronosporomycetes; Peronosporales; Peronosporaceae.
AUGGCGCCUACCGACGACGUGACCGUUGUGGUCUUCCCCUCCAAGGACGACAGCUCGGACAAGACGGAGCUCGUGGUCCAGCGCCCGAGCCGCAAGUACAAACUCUUCCUGGCCGCCCUGUACACGUUGGCGUCGUCCGGGUUCCUCUACGGCUGCGUGGCUUUUGUCACAUUCUUCGGAGACUUGUUCACGUUCCUACUGGUUCUUACUCGCCAGUGA